Messenger RNA from Halteromyces radiatus, 560 nucleotides. RefSeq lists its product as uncharacterized. The record is from RefSeq and is a predicted model, not a curated record. The transcript has 2 exons. NCBI's taxonomy places the organism in Eukaryota, Fungi, Mucoromycota, Mucoromycetes, Mucorales, Cunninghamellaceae. The coding region runs from base 37 to 441 and encodes 134 amino acids.
UUUUUUUUUUUUAUUCUUUAUUAUCAAAAAAACAUCAUGACUCAAGAACCCGAUAGAAAUUUGACUCAACUUAUUAUGCACCCCAAUGUUGGCAAAGUUGGUAAACAAGUACUUGUACGAAGCAAUUUUUUUGAAAUAACAAGUCUUCCAGCCCAAAAUAUACAACACUUGAAUAUUCAAAUAUUACCUGACAGUACUCCUCCUGCUAUUCACAGAAAGAUGUGGCAAUCCUUUCAAGAUAGUCCUAAAGGUCAAUCUUUCCUCAACAAGGUCAAAUCUAUCUUUGAUGAUCGUGCAAAUCUCUUUUCUUCAAAUCCUCUCAAGUAUGGUGAUGAUAAUCUUGGUGUUUCUUUUGAAGUAAGCCAAUCUUCAGGAAGGAAACCAUCUGAGUGGUGUUUUCAAAUCAAAUAUCAAGCCUAUAGGUGUAGUCAAUACGAAUGAAUUACAAUUAUUCUUGGAUGGAAAGUCUGAUAUUACGAAUAUUUGUUUUCUACCAUGGACUAAUGAACUGAAUCUGAUGCCAUCCAUGCUGCCUGCGCUUCUUUGGACAAGGCGGACAA